AUGCGGUUCUCUGCGUUAACUUCCCUCCUCGCCUUGGGAGCCUUCACCGGCGUCCUCGCGACACCCACCAAGGUCUCCAGGGCACCCUCGCUGGUGGAGCGUGACUUUGCCGCGGUCACCAGUGUUGUCGCUGCCAUUUCGUCCAAGGUCGAUGCUCUGGAUGCAAGCAUCAAGGCCUACACUGGAGGCGAUACGUCCGCCAUUGUGGGCGCUUCUGCAGACCUUAUCUCCACCAUCAACGAUGGCACUUCCACGGUUGCGGCCCAGCCAGCGCUGAGCCAAGCUGACGCUCUGAAUCUGGUGAAUCCCAUCUUGGCUCUGACCAGCAAGGUCAAGACCACCAUCAACGACCUCAUCUCCAAGAAGAGUCUGAUCGUCGAGGCCGGCGCGGGUCCUACCACCUAUAACCAGUUGCUGGCCCAAUACACGGCCUCCUCGAACUUGGCUACGACCCUGUCUAGCAAGGUGCCGGAGGCUCUUAAGCAAGUCGCUCAAGAGCUGUCCUCUGGAAUCACCUCGGCCAUCCAGACGGGUAUCGAUGCUUACAAGGAUGUGGGCACCCCCCCGACCACUACUACUUCGCCGACUUCCACACCUCCUACGACUACCCCUACGACUACCUCUACGACUACCCCUACGACUACCCCUACUGAAACCUCCACUCCGUGCGAGACUACUACCACUACUACCACUACCACUACCCCUACCGUAACCUCCACUCCAUGCGAGACUACCACCACUCCUACUGAGACCUCCACUCCGUGCGAGACUACCACCA
Molecule: messenger RNA, 778 nt
Organism: Aspergillus lentulus
Lineage: Eukaryota; Fungi; Ascomycota; Eurotiomycetes; Eurotiales; Aspergillaceae
Product: cell wall mannoprotein 1 family protein
Cellular component (GO): extracellular region
Source: RefSeq, a predicted model, not a curated record